Molecule: messenger RNA, 4695 nt
Organism: Hippocampus zosterae (dwarf seahorse)
Lineage: Eukaryota; Metazoa; Chordata; Actinopteri; Syngnathiformes; Syngnathidae
Gene: lrrc9
Product: leucine rich repeat containing 9
Exons: 32
Coding region: 147-4496 (1449 amino acids)
Molecular function (GO): protein binding
Source: RefSeq, a predicted model, not a curated record
UUGUCAGUCAAGUGAUAAAUUGUAGCCACGUGGCGCCCUCGCGUGGCGUACAAGCCUAUGACAGCUUUCAAAAUGGCUCCCUAGCAACCAGACAGGAGGCCAAACAUGAUACAAGUGAGCAGGACGACCAAAGUUUCGUUGGGAAGAUGCAGUCAACGCAGAAGGGUGCGGUACGACAAUAUGAAAAACCAUACUGUGAUGAGGAGGUGGUCAGAGAGCUGUGCAUGGCCAAUGGACUUUCCUGUGAUGACCUAGCUGAAGAGGUAUCCAAUGUUACCUACCUGGAGAUCAUCUUGAGUGGUUUUCCUCGGAUGGUUGGCCUUUCCUUUUUCCCAAUGCUCCGCCAGCUUCAAAUACUGGGCCAGGACAUAAAGCGCAUCGAGGGACUGGAAAGCUGCCCCUUACUGCAAGAGCUUUGGGUCGUCGAGUGUAAGCUGACUAAAAUAUCUGGACUGCAGCAUUGUCCCGAUUUGAAGAAGCUCUACUUGUAUGAUAAUAAAAUAACUGAAAUAAAGAAUUUAAAAUUCCUUGUCAACAUAGAAGUCCUGUGGCUCAACAACAACUACAUAUCUCAAAUACAGGGCUUGAACGCUCUUCAGAACCUGCAAGAACUAAAUCUUGCUAACAAUAACAUUCACAAAAUUGGGGACAGCCUUGUUGACAAUGUCAACCUUCACACACUCAAUCUGUCCGGCAACAAGAUAAGCUCCUUCAACGAACUCACCCAUCUAACCUGUCUGUCCCAACUGAGAGAUCUAGCGCUGAGUGACUUCACGUCCACCCCAAACCCGCUGUGUCUGCUGUGUAACUAUGCUACACACGUGAUGUUCCACUUGCCCUUUCUCUUGUUUCUUGACACCUACGACGUCUCCAGCACGCAAAUCAAUGAAGUAGCUGAGUCCGCUGUAAUGAAGAAGAUGAUGUUUUACAACAUGCGCGCACGCAUCCCUCGGAGGAAUCUCAAAGAGACGUUGCUGCGCCUUCUCAAGAAGAAAAACGCCUCGUUGGAGUCACCGAAAGAAAGCAUUCGGUCACUCAAUUACACCUUAAAAAAUCUUGAACGUUGGCUUUGUAAGAAGUCUUUCGACGAUGCAUACGGUCACCCGAAGGAAGAUGUAAGCACGAAAGGUGACAGCUGCGACCCCUCCGCAGAGCAAAUACUGAGAAAGAUUGAAGUACUACAGCAGAGACUGGCUAUUUGGACCAGGAGACUGCAUGACAUUGAAAGCUGGCAUCAACACAAUGUGUCCCAAGCGACAGAAACGAUGGAGGACUCUGUGCACUUUAUGUCGACGGAACUCCAGAGUGUCGGAAAUAUUCGAAUGGAGGAGGGCAGCUCCACGGACCCGUGGUUCACUUCCUGUUGUGACCUCCUGCUCUCUCGUUUUUCUCUCUCGGAUUUCAUGAGUCACGGCAUCACUGGCAUCAAGAUCAACAGAGUUGUCCGUAUCCACAAUAGCGGGCUGAGGCUUCGCUUUAAGGAUAAACUUCAAUCCCUGCUGGCCAGGGAAGAUUCGGUCACUUUGGCACAGAAUUAUAAGCAGCAGCUUGAGCACUUGUUCUACGUCAGUGACUCGGACCAAACCCGUGAGGACGUGUUAAGCAUCCUGGAGGAAGGCUUCAAAUCAGCAAAAGAAUAUAAGGCCCUUGGAAAAGAAGCAGCGGUGCCCUUAUCCAACAGUCUGAUUGUGAGCGAACAGCCAAGAAUUGAGUAUUUACUACGUCGUGCUGAGCAAGGGUGCUACAAUAUCAGAACGGAUAAAAUCCCGUUCAGAUCCGGCCGAGUUAUCGUUUCCAAAGUUUUUCUGGGCCACAGCGUUCCAAUCAAAGAGGGAGAACUGGUCAACAGAAGGGUCUAUCCCCGCGCUGCUUCUGUAUAUCGCAGUGUGCACACCAAGCAUCGAGAUGGACUACACACUACCAUUCCUAAAGGAAGAAAGUGGUUUGUCUUUGACAAUGAACUCGUCUUGCCCGAGUACAUGAUUUGUUUUGAAUACCUCACUGGAGGCAGUGAACGGCUUACAUCACUAGAUGACUGCAUGCACGUGCUCGACCCCCCGACCUAUGACACCUCAUUGGACAAGCAAGCCGUCAACAUGGAACCCGUCUUGGAGCCACAGCCCAAGUUGGCGAAUUUGAACGAGACGGUGCUCUUAAAUGUGUCCGGUGCUAGUCUCCUCCGCGACAUCACUGUGCUGAACCUUCACAACAAUGGUCUGAGCAGCCUCAAGGGGAUUCCCCCCCUUCCGGCUCUUCGCCAUCUCACCCUCAGUUUCAACGAGCUCACGAGCCUCAAUCACUUCGCUCACAUGCCUAACCUGGAGUUUUUAGACGUCAGCUUCAACCAGCUUUUGAGCCUUGAGGGUCUGCAGGAGUUGAAACAACUGACUCAUCUUGAUCUUAGUUGGAACCAGUUAACCAAUGCUGGCGAUGUUUCCACUGCUCUCAAAAUACACACACCUGCACUAAAGAUACUGGAAACGCAGCACAACCCAUGGAAUAAGCCAGAGGAUGUCCGCACGACUAUAUUGAGCUCUGUGACGAAGCUCAGAAAACUGGACAACACACUGGUUGGAGAGGAAGAAGUUGCUGAUGCCGUUCACGAGACUACCAGAACCGUUCUCACCCAGGAAAUUCUCAUCGCUUGCUCACAUACCAACGACGAUCGUCCCCGUAGUCUCAGCCUGGUGUCAACAACCCAGCUCCUCUCUGAGCUCAUUCCACCCCCCAGAGAUCUAAGCCCAGACCUGCAGCCAGACUGGGCCUCAAAGAUAACCUCUCUGAACCUUGACAACCAGAAGAUUUGUCAGCUGAGCCAUCUGGAUGCCCUCGUCAACCUGCGCUGGGCUUCUUUUAAUAAUAAUUACAUCUCUGAAGUGGAAGGUCUUGAUUUCUGCACUAAUCUGGAAGAACUCUCCCUGAAUGACAACAACAUCAGCACAUUCAGCGGUCUGUCACACCUACAGAAUUUGAGCAAACUCAGCAUGGAUGGAAAUCAGCUGUCCAAUUUCGACGCCGUAGUCCUCGACCAGCUACACAGUUUGACCUUUCUGUCUGUGGAGAGCAAUCGCAUCACUUCCCUGCAUGGCAUCCACAGAUGCAGUGCGCUUCUGGAGCUGUAUGUUGGCAAUAAUCAUAUUUCUGUGUCGAGGGAUAUCUACUAUCUCAAGGUGUUGGAACACCUCAUCAUCUUGGAUCUGUACGGGAAUCCAUUGGCAGAGAACCUCAAGAACUAUCGUAUUUAUGUGGUGUUCCAUUUGCCAACUCUGAAGGCCCUGGAUGGAUGUGCAGUAGAUGCAGCUGAAUGUGAAAAUGCAAAGGCUAUGUUCGGAGGACGACUCACACCAGACCUGGUUGCAGAGAAAUUGGGCCAUUCGCACUAUUCCAGUAUCACCUACCUCACGGUGAACUCCUGCUCCAUCAGGAGUGUGGACCUGUCUCCAAUAGACCUGUUCUUCAACGUACACACUAUCAACUUAGAUCACAACAACCUCACAUGCUUCUCAGGCCUCAUCCACCUACCCAAUGUCAAAGUCCUGUGUUUAAGCUACAACCGUAUUGAGUCCAUCCUCCCGAGGCAGAAGACAUUUCUAACGAACAGACAGAUGUUACACAACAAAGUGCACUCAAGUGGCUACGGGCAGCAGAGCUUAUGCAAAGGGAGCAGGCACCUUACACCGACAAUCAUCCUGGAACCUCUGAUGAGCAGCCUGGAAGUGCUGCAUUUGAGUCACAACGGCAUCUCCAAUAUGGCCAAUCUGGAACUCAGCAGGCUCACCAAUCUUAAAACGCUCUUCCUUCAAGGGAAUGAGAUCAGCCAGGUGGAAGGUUUGGAGGGUCUGCAUCAGCUCAAGGAGCUGGUGUUAGACAGGAACCGGAUCAGGGCUCUGUACGAGAACUCUUUUGUUUCCCAGAAUGCCCUGCUAGAACUGCACCUUACAGAGAAUCGCAUCCGGGAGCUCAAUCAUCUCUAUCCACUCAUCGAGCUACGCAAACUAUACCUCGGCAUGAACAAGCUUCAGGACAUCUCAGAGCUUGAUAAACUUGACGUUCUUCCCGCACUGACGGAACUCUCUGUUGUUGGCAAUCCGGUGGCUCGCAACUCGCUCCACAGGCCUGCGGUCAUGCGCAGUCUGUCUCAGUUGCAGGUCCUGGAUGGCAUGACGGUUACCAUGGAGGAGAGAACCAGAGCCGAAAUUACAGAUGCAACACAAUGUGAGGAGUGUUGUGCAGCUUCCGCCCUUGAAGCGAACCAGCCUGGACUGAUGACCUACAUGCCUGUCAAAGGGAUGUCCAUGACAGGACUACAGAGCCUCAUUCACGGACACGACAUGCUCCCAAGUAACAAGGAUGAACCCCAAGUUCAGUACACCUCCAAAAACAAGAAGUCCACAGAGAAAAAUCCUUCAAGCUCUCAAGGUGACGUGAGCUCCAGACAGGCCCGAAAAGCAAGAACCAACUUGAUAGCAACAUGUCCUCUUCCCCAGGGGAAGUGAGAACAACAAUUCUGCAGCACAGGAACAGAGUACCAGGUUGAUUCAAUUCUGCAAGUGUGUUUUUUUUUCACAUUGUGAUGAAGUCUUUUAAAUAUAUGUAGUCUCAUCCUCAGUUAUUUAAGGCCAAUUUCUUAUAAAUUUGCCUUUAUACACCACCACAAUGAAAAAAAGCUAAAUAAACAAUGAUGUGAUCAAGGGG